UCACUCCUUCAUGCGUUUUCCAAACACACUGGUGGUGGCGAAAUGUAUCGAACGGCGGCGAAGCGGUUGUUGGGCGGUGCAAGGUACUACUACAAUACCAACUAUGGCCUCCGAUGCCGGCCUCCUCAGAAGUUGGUACUCUCUUCGCGCUUUUUCACAUCAGAGCCUCAACCAUUUCCCGAUCCACACUCUAUCAACCGUGGCAUUCCCGUCGUCACAACCACCGAAACCCCUAACUCUUUAGAUUCAGCUUCUUCCAGUUCGUCAACGGAUGAAGAUGCCGCAAACCCUAAAGCCAACUACGAGGACCAACAAGCUCGCGUGCUUCAGGCCUCGCUCCCUUACGUCAUAAAGUUGGGAUGGACCGAAGCAGCUCUAAUUGCUGGAGCUAGGGAUGUUGGCCUUUCCCCUUCUAUAGUCGGAUCUUUGACCAGGAAGGAAGCUGCACUGGUCGAGUAUUUCAUGGAUGACUGCUUACAAAGACUUGUCGAUAAAAUUGAGUCUGAUGAGAGUUUAAAAAAUUUGACACCAAGUGAUUGCAUCUCUAAGCUUAUCAGAUUUCGAUUAGAAAUGCAAGCUCCAUAUAUAUCAACAUGGCCUCAUGCUCUUAGCAUUCAGGCGCAACCUGCAAAUGUUCCUACAAGUUUUAAGCAGAGAGCAGUUCUUGUGGAUGAGAUCUGGCAUGCUGCGGGUGAUAAGGCCUCUGACAUUGAUUGGUAUGCCAAGCGCACUAUCCUUGGAGGAAUAUACUCGACAACUGAGAUUUAUAUGCUGACAGAUAGCUCUCCUGAUUUCCGCGAUACGUGGGCUUUCUUGGAUGCUCGAGUGAAAGAUGCCUUUAAUAUAAAGAAAACCAUUCAAGAGGCACAGUCUUUGGCAGAAGCUGUCAGCGUCGGGCUGGGGAACUCCUUUCAAGGAUUUUUCGGGAAAGGUUUCCAGAGAUGAGUCAUGGCGGGAAGAUGUGCAGGUGGUAGGCACUUGUUCCUUGUUUCAUCAAACAAUGUUUCUGAGGCAUUGAUUCUCACUUGAAGGAGAUGCUAUAUUUACACUAAACUUACCACCUAAAAAAAAAGUUAUAUGUCAUGUACUUCAAAUUUAUAUGCCGCCUUGGGCCCUUCACUCAAGGCUUGAGUUCCAGGGUCGUCACUGCUCACAAAUUUUAGGCUUGUAAAUAAUCUCAUCAUUUCAUAAUUAAAGAAUCUCCUUUCUCACCCAAAGAACUUUGCUUAUUUCUGUGAACAUUAUUUAGGAAGUGUUUUGGCUGAUAAAUAAAAUUUCAUGUUCAAGAA
Vigna angularis (adzuki bean) is the source of this 1289-nucleotide messenger RNA. RefSeq lists its product as uncharacterized. Gene Ontology annotation, cellular component: mitochondrial inner membrane. The transcript has 6 exons. The record is from RefSeq and is a predicted model, not a curated record. Bases 43 to 945 code for a protein of 300 amino acids. Gene Ontology annotation, molecular function: lipid binding. Lineage: Eukaryota; Viridiplantae; Streptophyta; Magnoliopsida; Fabales; Fabaceae. Gene Ontology annotation, biological process: ubiquinone biosynthetic process.